Molecule: messenger RNA, 1407 nt
Organism: Papilio machaon (common yellow swallowtail)
Lineage: Eukaryota; Metazoa; Arthropoda; Insecta; Lepidoptera; Papilionidae
Product: craniofacial development protein 2-like
Exons: 1
Coding region: 1-1407 (468 amino acids)
Biological process (GO): chromatin remodeling
Cellular component (GO): nucleus
Molecular function (GO): catalytic activity
Source: RefSeq, a predicted model, not a curated record
AUGGGAAAAACAAUAAAUAGUAACAAUACAAGCGAAAUUCAAAUAGCCACUCUUAAUACUAGGUCAUUAAGAACCUCUGAAAAACUUAUAGAAUUAGAAAUAGCAUUAGAGGAAAUAAAGUGGGACAUUUUGGGAUUGAGCGAACUGAGAAGAUUUGGAGAUGGAAUAGUAGACUGCGGAAAAUAUAUACUUCAUUAUAAAGGAGAAACGCCUGGCCUUUAUGGUGUAGGAUUUAUGAUUAAAAAGAAAUACGCAAAAAAUAUAGUAGAAAUAAAAGGAGUUUCAGAAAGAAUAGCGUUACUUAAUAUUAAGUUGCCUUUAAAUAAAGGAAAAGAUGAAACGUGGUCAAUCAUACAAGCCUACUCACCAACGGAAUCUGAUAAAAAGGAGGAUAUAGCAAAGAUAGAAAACUUUUAUAAAGACUUACAAACCACCAUCGAUAGUUGCUACAAGAAUAUUAUUGUAAUGGGUGAUUUCAACGGACAGAUAGGGGAAUGUCAAACAGGCGAAAAUUACACCAUAGGAAAAUUCGGUUUUGGAAGUAGGAGUAAUAAUGGAUCAAGAUUAAUAUCAUUUGCGUUAGAAAACAAGCUGAGUAUUUUAAACAGUUUCUACAAUAAGAAAAAGGCUAAGAAAUGGACCUGGAUGUCUCCCAAUGGGCUUUAUAAAAAUGAAAUCGAUUUCAUCUUAUCAAAUAAACGAAAUGUAUUCAAAGACGUCACGACAUUGAAUAACUUUAAUUUUAAUACAGAUCAUAAAAUGGUUCGUGGAACAUUAACUGCAAAUUAUAGGAAGAGCCGAAAAUUUCAAAACAAAUACAUUCCGGUAGCAAAUGCUAGCAAUAACGAUAUGCUUUUAAAUAACAUAACGAGCGCUUUAAAGAAUAUUGAUAAAGUUAGUAACUCAGUACAAGAAAAAUACAACUAUCUAUUAAAAGCACUAACAACGGAAACAAAAAGGACAAACUUGGAAACAAAAAGAUCUAUUUCCUGUGAAGCCAAAAAACUACUCGAAGAAAGGAAAAUACUUUUAUCGAAAGAAAAAGAUAAAGAAACACGGAAAAAGAUAUCUGAACUAAGCAAAAAGAUAAACGAACAAAUAAGAAAGGACAGAAAAACAAAAAGAACAAGAAAUCUACAGAAACACAUCGAAAAAACAGGAGGUAUAAAGAAAGCUAUUAAAGAGUUAGAUGCUCAAAAGGAAUGGAUGCCUAGUGCUAAAAGUAAAGAAGGAAAAUACUGUACUGGAAGGUCCGAAAUCAUUAAAAUUGCCACUGAUUACUACAAAAACUUAUACAAAUGUCAACAUAAUACUUUAGAACCUACGAACAAUAUAUUAUUAGAAGAAAAUGAAAUAAUACCUAAAAUACUCAAAGAAGAAACACAUAGGUGGGCAUUAACUCGUUAA